Stomoxys calcitrans (stable fly) is the source of this 8410-nucleotide messenger RNA. It is a transcript of the gene kibra, whose product is annotated as protein kibra. Lineage: Eukaryota; Metazoa; Arthropoda; Insecta; Diptera; Muscidae. Gene Ontology annotation, molecular function: molecular adaptor activity; kinase binding. The transcript has 9 exons. Gene Ontology annotation, biological process: cell migration; regulation of DNA-templated transcription; negative regulation of organ growth. Gene Ontology annotation, cellular component: cytoplasm. Bases 2053 to 6255 code for a protein of 1400 amino acids. The record is from RefSeq and is a predicted model, not a curated record.
AAACGGCUUCACGACGGCAACGCGUAAACGGCGGAUGGAUUAAAGUGCCAACUACAAAACAAAAAAAAUAAAAGAAACACAACAGACAAGACAUUCAAUAAGCCAGUCAAAACAUAUGAGAAAAAAAGAAAUGAAAAACAACAAAAGUAAAAAAGCAAAAGCAUAGCCUGAAUUUAUCAAAGAAAAGAAAUAAUUUAAACUUGUGUUUGUUCUUUAUUUUACGUAUAAAAAAAGUGAAAAAUUAAAUUUAGGAAUUUUUAAAAUAUCAAACAAAGAGGAGAACAACUUAUAUGGCCUUUUUUAUGUGGAAAUAGUUUUUGUAUGUGAAGCAACAAGAAACAUUUGAUUUUUUGUGAUUUUUUUUGUUUUAAUUUUUAAAACAAGCUCUCUGUCCUCUACAUUUGUGUGUAAAUUUGUGUGUGUGCAUUGUAGAAGAAAAAUCAAACAGUUUUUUUGUGGAAUGGAAUGCAGCAAAAGAGAUAGCGAGCAUGGCGAAUGCCGCCGUUACAAUUUGAACUAAAACACAUGUGCCAGAAAGAGAGAGCAGAACACAGAGAGAACCAGAGAGAGAGAAGUGCUGUUUUUGUCAUUUUGAGUAGAAAUUUUAUUAAGAGCCGCCAAGUGCCAAGAAGCCCACAAUCAAAGCUGCACACACAGAUACCUCAGAGAGCUGCUACAGUGCGCACAAGUUGAGUGUCGGGUCGUCCGUCGAACGAUUUUGUUGUGUGCAAACGCGUUAAAAAAAAUCGAUGUAUGUAGGUAGGACUGGUGUUUGUGUGAAUAUUUUUGUUAAAUACACCAGCAUUAACUACAUCACUAGAUCUCGACGUAAUCGUUUGGAGUUUUAACAAAAAGUGAUCCAAAAAAGGAUUUUUUUGAGAAAAAAAGGAACAAGUGAAAGAAAAUUUGCCUUUUUUAUAACAAAAAAAAAAAAAGAAAAUUGAAAAAAGUACAUACCCACACAAGUGCAAGUGAUUAGAAAUUUUUGAUAUAUCCAAUUUUCAAAAUUGUUUAUAAGAGAUGCUGUAGAGAUCAUCUCCCACAAGUUCCUUAGAUUGCGCGCGCGCUCUUCAUGAUUAUGAUGUUAACUAAAACAAAAUCAAGUUACAGUGAAUUUUAUGUGUGAGAGCAGCUUUUGUCUGUAUGUUAUCGGUUAAAAAGUCAUUAAUCUUUGCCUGAUGGAGAGAAAUUAAUAUUUAUGACAACAAAAAAUAUUUCUACACUUAAAUAACCCCAAUACAACACGAAAAGAAAUACCACCAAACAUAACACAACAGGCAAAACAAGGCAAAGAAACGCGCACCCAAAAAAAUUCAAAAAAGAAAUAGUAAAACAACAAAGUGAUAACAACAACAAAAACAACGAGAAGCGAAAAAACGCCGUAGGAAAAAAAAAUCAAAAAUUCAAAUAACGUUUAAAACGGUCGCGGUGGUCGGUUGUCUUCUUCUCGAGAAACGGUUUCAAAUACACUACAAAAAAAAGCAACAAAACAACGAAAAAACGCGUUCCAGAAAAACAAAAAACCCCUACAAAUUGCCAACAUCAAUAGCAGUCAAUAUAGGCGGCACAAGUGGACGGUGAAGCGACGCAGCGACUACGUUCACCACCAAAAAUGCGGUUGUGAAAAAUUUCGAAUCGAAUUUGACAAUCUUAAAACAAGUUUUUGUUGGUAUUUUGUUAGUGGCCAAAGCCAUAACCAAUACGCAAGAAACAAAAACCAAAUUAAACUAAACGAAAGACAAAAAUCACCUGGCAAUCCUUAAAGUCCCCCUAACACCAACAGACACAGCUGAUGAUAUGCCGCUAUAACUGUUAUUUACACACCUGCAACCAAGUAUCAUACAAAAAAUGUUGCCUACAAUGCCUUUGACGACGUUGAAAACUGCAAUAACAGCAGCAGCCAUAACAUCAUCCUAAGCAAGCAGCACCAGCGAUAGAAAUUCACCACCACACUUAAAAACUAAAAUAACAGCGACGACGAAAGAAUUCGUUUUCACACACACCCCAUUUUUUUAAUUCAUUGAUAACGUGCAAACAUUUCAAUUUGAAAUUAUGCCAAAAUUACAGCAACUCGCGGCCACACAUCAGCAGCAGCAGCAACAAACACAACAUCUAUACCAACAGCAGCACCAGCAACACCUUCAUCAUCAGCAACAACAGUAUCCGCACUAUAAUACAACACAACCACCAAAACAGCUGCAGACCACAUCGUUAACCAAUGUAGCUGCCAUUACAUCAACACCUCCACCACCUCCUUUGUCUUCCUCAACCACUCACAUAUCGCCGCAUCCUUAUCAACAGCCACCGCAACAUCAUCAUCCCCAUCACUAUCAACAUCAAACAACAACAUCGUCGUCCCAGCAACAUCAGUCUUCGUCAACGCAACAUUUGCAUCAUCAUGGUGAAUUUCCCUUGCCCGAUGGUUGGGAUAUUGCAAAGGAUUUCGAUGGCAAAAUCUAUUACAUAGAUCACAAUACGAAAAAGACCACAUGGCUGGAUCCAAGAGACCAAUAUACCAAACCUCAAUCAUUCGAAGAUUGUGUUGGCGAUGAAUUACCCAUUGGUUGGGAGGAGGCCUAUGAUCCCAAUAUCGGUCGUUAUUAUAUCAAUCACAUAGCCCAAACCACCCAACUGGAAGAUCCCCGCCAAGAAUGGAAAAGUGUGCAGGAGCAAAUGCUACGUGAUUAUCUGUCAGCGGCCCAAGAUCAAUUGGAGAAUAAACGUGAGAUGUAUGGCAUCAAACAGCAGAGACUGCUGAUUGCUCAAGAGGAAUAUAAUAAUUUGAAUAAACUAGCGGCCAGUAGAAGUAGUUUAUGCUCUUCUACAUCAUCGAUGAGUCGACAUGAUCCAGAACUACUGCGAGCCGAUUUGAAAUUGGCCAAAGAACGUGUGUGCCAAUUGAAACAUGAACUGAAUCAUAUCACAAGCGACAUUUCCUAUACGGAGCGUGGCAUGAAUACCCUCUAUUCGGUGGGAGAGAAAAUCAAUGCACGACAAAAUGGCUGUUACGACAUAGCCGAAGUGCAGGCCAUACGCGAGGAAAUGCUUAAGGUUCACAAGUCAUUGGUGUCGGGUGAGAAAGUACGAGAGGAAUUAAUUCGAAGUCUGGUGCAGAUCAAAAAUGAAUUGAGUCGUCAACAAAUCAAUGAAGAAAAUGCUGAACUUUUGAAUGCCUCCUCCCCCUUCGAUCGUGUGUGUGUGGCCUCACAAACGGAUCUAUGCGGACCAGGUGAUAAUCUGAAUAGCGGUGCCCGUUUUGCUGAAAUGGCUAAAACAAAACUUCAAUAUACCGAAUGGCGUAAACACAUAAGGCGCCUACAGCAACAGCUGGCCGAUCAUGUGGAACGCAUUGAACCUGGCCAACUGGAGUCAGACAAGGAUCGCAUACUGCUGAUACAGGAGAAGGAAAAGUUACUAACCGAACUGAACAGCAUUUCAUUGAAAUCCCGAACACCCGAAGAGAUUCACAUAAUACAGGAGACACGAAGGAAAUUGGAAGAGGACCUGAAAGAGGCUUAUGAAGCUACGAAUCAACAAAUCAAUAAUCGCCUGCGUUUUCAUGAAGAGAAACAAUUGCUUUUGGAUAAGUUGCAGGAGGCGCUAAAGUCUACCAAGAUGUUGGAGGAACGUUUGAAAUCCUUCUCUUCGGAAAGCACCUUCUCCAUCAGCAGUGGUUCCAGUUUGGGCUCCCUAUCGACGGCGAGUAGUAAGAGCGCGCUCAGCUUUACCGAUAUAUAUUUGGAUCCGUUUGCGGUCGAUCCACAAAUAGAUGUGGUCGAUUUGCAUCGCAGAUCGCAACGCCUGUUCCAACAACAACACCAUCUGCAACAGCAACAACAGGCGGUGCAAGCAUUACAGCAACCUGGCCAAGAACAUGUGGUGCUUGGCCAUCAUCAUCCCCAGUUACAGCAACAACCUUCAUCUGAAAUCUCCUUGUCGCCACGCAGUAGUCUGUCCAUGGAGACACCACCCGCAUCCCCAAUGAAAUACAAUCCCGCCUCUGAACAAAAUGGCUCCCAGCAACAGUUGCUGAAAGAGGAGCCCACCUAUGCAAACGCUGGAGCCGUCUUACAAUCCCUAUACCAACAACCCAGCCCUGGAAAUCGUUCGGCGACAAAUCCCUACGACUUGGACUCAACGGUAUUGGAUUGUAUGAUGCUAGAGGCUAAACUGCAAAAACUGAAUAUGUCAGCGCCUCUAAAUCUGGGGGCGCCACUUUCGCCCAUUUCGGAGAAGCCCUCAUUACUGGAUUUACCACAGGAAAUGUUAAGCCGUUCCUCCUCAACCUCAAACACUCGUUCUGUGUCGGCGGCGGUAAGCAAUGAAUCGGUUGCGGGCGAUUCAGGAGUAUUUGAAGCCUCAAGAGCCCACUUGCCACGUAAAGAAUUGGCCCAGGUGCAGAUUGGUUUGAAGUACCUAAAGAAAGAGGGCGUGCUGGUAGUGUCAUUGGAAAGGGCCAAUAAUUUAUCAGCCCUAUGGUCGGCAUCAACGGAGAACUCGCAAGUAUAUCUACGUGCUGCUUUACUACCCAAUUCCUUGACAUCGAUACGCACGAAAGCAAUGUCAGACUUCCAGAAACCCGUUUUCAAUGACACCUUUGCAGUGCCCAUAUCUUUGGGCAAACUUUUCACCAAAAGCUUGCAUGUCACAGUGGUCAGCAUGACGGGACAAAAAGAGGAAAUUAUUGGUACUGUCCAAAUCAGCAUGGCCGAAUUUAAUCCCGAAGACUCCACCCUAAAAUGGUACAAUGUAUUGAGUUCAAAAUUCAUGCCCACAUUUGAACCUCUUGAUAUGCCUUCGACAAGUGCGGCAGCUGUGGCAGCAGCCGCAAAUCAUCAUAACAAUGCAACUUCUACCACAACACAUGCCAUCUCCAGCAAAGAAGAGUCUUCGGAUGAGUCCACCAUCACUUCCUCCCAAACAUCCACAUUGACACGCAAUCAAGCGCCUCCCUUUGAAAUGCAAGCACAAAUUGCCGAAGAUUUAAGAGAAAAUCUAGGCUUAGAUGAUGGCGAGGACGAAGAUGAAGAUGAGGACGACGAUGAGGAUGAUGAGGAUGAAGUUGAUGAUGAUGAUUUGGAGGGAGCCAUUGAAAGUGAUUUUACCAAGAAAAUGUUAGAUGCCUACAUGGACAACAUGAAACAAGAGUAUGUGGAUAAGGAAACCAAUACGGAAUGUGCCUUUCCUCCUGAAAAAUCCAGAUCACAACAAGCACAACAGGCGGUGGAUGAUAGACCUGUUAAGCGAUCACAAACUUUCACCCCCUCGGCGGCUGUGGGCAAAAGUCGUUAUAUCUGCCGUUUGAAUCGUAGUGAUUCCGAUUCGGCCAUGCACUUUGGAGUCACACCCCAUCCCUUCCAUCGUGGAGCCGUAGAAAGAAGAUCACUGAGAUUCCACACCAAGGCCCCCAAAACUGCCACAAAAUUAAACCAUACUCAUAUACCACGUACCAGUUUAGAUUUAGAAUUGGACCUACAGGCACAACAUAGCAAACUAGAUUUCCUUAAUGAUCAAAUUUCAAAAUUACAAAACCUAAAGGACGCUUUGGAGAAAGCCCGCGAUAAUAAAGACCCAUUGAUUGCUGCUUGGGCCAUUGAAAAUGAGGAGUUCCAACGUUUGGUGGAACGUGCCGAUCCUUCCAAAUGUCCCGAGGAAAAACAACUGCAGAAAUUAUUAAUGAAAACCACCAAGAAAAUCUAUAAGCUGCGCAAAACGAAAGUGCCCAAAGGCUGUCCAGAUUUAGUUUCCUUCAAAGAAAAAAUUUCAUUCUUUACCCGUAAGGGCCUGUCGGUGCCAGAAUUGCCCACCGAUUUCAUGCUAUCCGAGGCCGAUCCCAUUGAAGAAGAGGAGGAAGAAGAAAGCGAAGAUGUAAUUGAACAAGACAAUUACGAGGAUGAUGACGACGAUGAUGAUGAUGAUGAUAAUGCCGCCGAAACAGCAAUUGCCAUUAAUACGGCUCUUGUAGCCAGUAGCAUAAGAAAUAAGAAUCUCAAUGAGAAUCAUAUGGGUGGCGCCACUAGCCGAAGACAAGCGGCUACACAAAAUGCCACCGCUGCAGCGGCGGCGGCUGCUGCUGCAGCAGCUGCAGCUGCCAAUAUCUCUAGCAAAACAUUAAAUGCAACCACACAGCCAGAAAAUGAAAACGCCAAAGAUCAACGAUCAAACGCCGCUGAUGAUGUCGACGAUGCGGUGGAUAAAGAAGAUAAACAACGUUUUGAAUAUGUUGUGGAUCGUACUUAUGGUGUUGAAGUUUGAAGAGUAGAAUGGAAUAGGAGUAGGAGUUUUGCUCCCUACAAUCUGCAAGAAAUUCCUGACAUAUAGCUUACUAAUAUAAAGUUAAGUGAGCUUGUGAGCCUUUUGGUGUUUUUCACAUGAAUGCAUCCGACUAUUCUAACUAGAGAGAGAUCAAGAGAUAGAUAGCAUGUAAAUAGCUAGAAAUGGAAGCAAUUGAAUUAUUAUCUAACACAUAGACUGUAUAGUGAAUGUUCAGAAUUCAAAAAAUUAAGCCUUAACUGAUGCAACAAAACCAACAACAAAAACUCUGUUAUUUGCAUGAAGCAUUCAUGAACUUUACUUUUACAGAAUUUUGUAGUGUAGUAGAAGUCUUGACAUUCAUUUGUCUAUGCAUAACAACUAUUUAGAAAAAAAAGCCAGAGAUUAUUAUAUAAGCUUAAAGCUAAAAAAUAAAAAAAAACAACAACAAAAAGAAAAAAAACAAUUAAAUUAGAAAAAAUAUUAAUUUAUUUUAUAAACUAACCAAGCAAAAAACAGCAGUAGAAUUUUAUCAAAAUACUUGGAGUCCUUUGCAUGGCAAGCCUAGCGGUAGUUAGUAGUUGUAUAAAGUUUUUAUAUGUAUGUAUGUAAAUCCGCAGCCUAACAAAGGACCAAAAAAUCUAAAAUCACACACACAUGGACUGCUGAAAAUAUGUUUUUCUAUGGAAACAAAAAAUUGUGCCUUAUAUUGAAAAAAAAAAAUUAAAAUAUUUAAAAUUAGUUUUGUAAAAAUUUAAUUGAAAGCAAAAAAAAAAGCAAAUCCCUCAAGAGAACUACUAUUUCCCAAACUGUGCAUAUUUUUUACUCAACUCAAAACAAAACAAAAAAAAACUUUACAAAAAAAAACAACAAAACCUACUCCCUACAAACAAUGAACAUAAAUCUGUAUUCCUAAGACUUUUUCAAAUUAUACGAAUGUAAUUUAUUUAAAGAUAUAGUUUAUAAACAAAAUACACAAAAACUACAUAAAUAACAAUAACUAAUUAUAAGCCAACAGAUGUAAAUAGCAAACCUUUCAUAACCCAAACCCGCCCUUUCCCAAAACUAUUUUUAAUGCAAAAUACAUUUAAAAUCUAAGCCAAUUAGUUUAUUAGAAUAUUUUAUUAUUAUUAUUAUUUUUUUUGUUUAAACACAAACUGAAGAUACAAAACAAAAUAGAAAAUAGCUUGCGUUUUUGUUGAGCUUUCAUUUAUUGGAAUUUUUAUUUCCCCCCUGCCCACCCCCCCACCCUAACAAAAACUCCAAACACAACAAUAAAACUGAAAUUACCACAUUUAGAAAAAAAAACAAUGACAAUGUAUUAUUUUUCAUUAAAACUACAUACACACCCAAAUCGAUUUGGUUUUACAUACAAACACACUCAAACAAAGGCCACAAGGGACUGAAUUCUCUUAGAGGCCAGCGUUUACAAAAGAAACUAUUUUCAAAACCCGCGCCAAACCCACCCUACCACACCCCCACCCACACACACACACACACACUCACAUAAUACACAAACCAUAUUAUUUACUUUUUAUGUAAAUUUGUUAUUUUAGUUUUUAAAUAAAACAAAACAAAAAAGUGUAUAGAAAAAUAUCCUCCAAACCCCCCCCCACACACACACACACACACAACCCUUAAACAAAAAGAAACCCCCCCUACAACUAAAUCUAUUGUUAUUUUGUAAUAUUUUUAAGACUAUAAUAUUAUUAAUAUUAUUAUUUUUACUAUAUACCUAUUAUAUAAUUAAAUACUAUAUUAUUUAACUCUAUUUUAUAUAUGCGUAUAUUUAGACUAAGUAAUUUUAUUAAAUUCAAUAACAAAAUGAAGUGAACCAAUGGUUUAAAUAUUUGUUAUCAAAACAACCUUGGACUCUUUGCUUAUAUACAUAUUUUUUUUCUAAGUAAUGGAACUGAGAGUCCUUUUUACUGUCUUCUAAGGGAGUGUAUGUGUAUGAUUUUAUAAGAAUUAACCCCCCUCCCUCCCUCAAUUUGAAAAAAUUACUCAAAUUAUAUUUAUAGUGAUUACAAAACAUAAAUAUCUAUAAUGAAUCAUCUAUAAUGGAUCAACCAGAAAUAAACAAAAAAACAACAAACAAGAAUAAAAUGUAUAUUGUAUAUUGUGCAAUAAACAAAAUCUGUAAACAAUUUAAAACAUA